Messenger RNA from Astyanax mexicanus (Mexican tetra), 781 nucleotides. RefSeq names its product pipecolic acid oxidase (gene pipox). Gene Ontology annotation, cellular component: peroxisome. NCBI's taxonomy places the organism in Eukaryota, Metazoa, Chordata, Actinopteri, Characiformes, Acestrorhamphidae. Gene Ontology annotation, molecular function: flavin adenine dinucleotide binding; L-pipecolate oxidase activity; sarcosine oxidase activity. The record is from RefSeq and is a predicted model, not a curated record.
AUGCGUCAGAGCCGUGAGUGCCAGGUGCCCAUUCCCGGAUGUACACGGCUGCUGGUGAUUGGUCCUGAGAAUGGAAAGGACUUCCAGCUCAUUAAGGGCUCUAUGAAGCGGAACGGAUUUCCUGUCAUGGUGCUGCAGAGGCAUGAGUUCUGCCAACACAUCCCCAACGUCAACCUGACCAGCGGAGACGCAGCAUUUGCGGAAUCCACUGCUGGAGUUCUGAACACAGAGCGAGCAGCUAGAGCAGCACAGGUAGAUUUCCAUAGACAUGGUGGUGUGAUCCAGGACACAGAAUUGCUACAAAUGAAUCCUGGCUUUGUGGCGACUGGAGCUGGCUUGUGAAGGGUGAGAAAUCUGGUGAUCACAGCAGGUUCCUGGGCCAACAUGUUCCUCUCACACAUUGGACUGCAGCUGCCACUGAAGGUGGUGAAGAUAAAUGUGUGUUACUGGAUAGAGAAGCUUCCAGGCUCCUACAGCGUCAAUAACCGCCUCCCUUGCUUCGUCCAGCUGCUGCCAAAGAAGGCAGAGGAUGACAUCUAUGGCCUCCCAUCCAAUUAGUGUACAAGACUGAUGAAGUCAAACAGCUUGUAGGUCACAGACGAGUGCCUCUUUGUCCUGGAUCUUCACCCUUCACCUACAGCGGCACUGUGAUUGGAGCUGGAUGCUCAGACAGUGCAGUGAAGCAGAAGGAUCAUAACACAGCGAGUUACACAGUUCCAUCAUGCUCCAGUUCGGAAGCUUCUCUGAGCCGUCCAAUUGCAUUAGGGCUCAGGAGGGACAU